AUGCCGCCAAAGGGAAAGGACCAGCCUAAGGCCAAGGACAAGGUCGCCGUUGACAAGUCUUUUGGCAUGAAAAAUAAAAAGGGCGGCGCCGCACAGAGACAGAUCAAACAACUAGCCCAAUCGCAGGCUGGCUCCGGGACACCAGAGCAGAAGAAGAAGGCGGCUGAGAAGCUGCAGCGCGAGAACGAGAAGAAGGCUGCCGAAGCUGCGGCUCGCGAGGUGGCGGACCUCUUCAAGCCUGUGCAGAUCCAGAAAGUGCCGUUCGGCGUCGACCCGAAGACGAUUCUGUGCCAGUUUUUCAAGAAGGGGCAUUGUGACAAGGGGCGGAAGUGCAAGUUCUCGCACGACCUUGCGGUGGAGCGGAAGGGUGAGAAGCGGUCGCUGUAUACGGAUACGCGGGAGGGAGCGGAGAACGAGGAUGACGAUGUCAAGAAGAAGGAUGAUAUGGUAGACUGGGACGAGGAGAAGCUGCGGACUGUGGUGCUGAGCAAGCAGGGUAACCCGAAGACGACGACGGAUAAAGUGUGCAAGUUCUUUAUUGAGGCGGUCGAGAACGGGAAGUAUGGCUGGUUCUGGAUCUGUCCGAAUGGAGGCGAUAAGUGCAUGUAUAAGCAUUCGCUGCCGCCGGGCUUCGUCCUUAAAACCAAAGAACAACGCGCCGCCGAGAAAGCCCUCAUGGACAAAUCGCCCAUGGCCACCCUCACCCUCGAAGACUUCCUAGAAUCCGAACGCCACAAGCUCACCGGCACACUCACACCCGUAACCGAAGAAACGUUCGCGAAAUGGAAGAAGGGGCGGAUGGACAAAAAGCAGGCAGAAGAGGAGGCCAAGGCAAUGAAGGAAGCAACCGGACGCGCCAUGUUCGAGAAGGGCGACUGGCAAGACAGCGACGCGGACAGCGACGACGAGGACGCAGACGGCUCUUGGAAUCUAGAAGCCUUGCGGCGCGAGACAGAGGCCGCUCGGCAGCGGAAGGAAGAAGAGCGUCUGCGCAAGGCUGAGGGAGGCGAUCAUGGUGGCGGUGUCGUCCCCAAUGGCGUCGAGAGCAACGGCGUCCAGAAUGGAGAGUCAUCCGCGUCCGCAUCCGCAUCCAUUGCAUCUUAA
This is a messenger RNA of Mytilinidion resinicola, 1104 nucleotides long. RefSeq names its product zinc finger-containing protein. The coding region runs from base 1 to 1104 and encodes 367 amino acids. The record is from RefSeq and is a predicted model, not a curated record. Gene Ontology annotation, biological process: cytoplasmic translation. Gene Ontology annotation, molecular function: mRNA binding; metal ion binding. Gene Ontology annotation, cellular component: cytosol. Lineage: Eukaryota; Fungi; Ascomycota; Dothideomycetes; Mytilinidiales; Mytilinidiaceae. The transcript has 4 exons.